Messenger RNA from Metschnikowia bicuspidata var. bicuspidata NRRL YB-4993, 2877 nucleotides. It is a transcript of the gene SEC24, whose product is annotated as COPII subunit. Lineage: Eukaryota; Fungi; Ascomycota; Pichiomycetes; Serinales; Metschnikowiaceae. Gene Ontology annotation, molecular function: zinc ion binding; SNARE binding. Gene Ontology annotation, biological process: COPII-coated vesicle cargo loading; intracellular protein transport; endoplasmic reticulum to Golgi vesicle-mediated transport. The transcript is spliced from 2 exons. Bases 1 to 2877 code for a protein of 958 amino acids. Gene Ontology annotation, cellular component: endoplasmic reticulum exit site; COPII vesicle coat. The record is from RefSeq and is a predicted model, not a curated record.
AUGUCGCUCUUUGCUGCCCGAAAUAUAGACACUCAGAAAACUAACACGAUGGCGAGCGAAGGAUACCCACAACCGCAGUAUGCGGUGCCGCAAGCUCCAGCCUCCGCUAAUUUGAAUCAGGGCUAUGGCGUCUCACAAUUGAACCAGAACUUCAAUGCCAUGAACAUUCAACAGCCAGAGCAAGUCGUUGACCCAGCCACAAUGGGCCAAGGGAAUUUGCAUGCCCAAACCAACGGAGUCUACCCUCAGCAAUAUGCUGCAACUCCUGUGCAGCCAGCAGGUCAAUACGGAGAGGUCUCCCAGUACCCCGCGCAAUACGGCCAGCCAGCCGCCCAACCCCCUGUUUCUCAGUAUGGCGGUGCUCAACGUGCCGAUGUGGCAGCCACCGCAGGCGGCAUGGGUGGUGCUUCCGGGCCAGUGGGGUAUGGGUAUGGUGUGGGUAGCUCCCCGCAAAUGGGCAGCGCUCAAGCAUUGCAUUUGAACCAGUUGUACACCACGGACUUGUCGAAAGAGUUGCCACCUUCAAUCAGCGACUUGUCGUUGCCACCACCCCCACUUGUUUUGCCCAUUACUGCACAGAUCAUUCCAACGUCCACGACGGCAAAUGCGUCGCCCGAAUAUUUCAGAUCCACAUUAAACGUGGUUCCUACAAACGGGUCUCUCUUGAAGAAGUCGAAGUUGCCCUUGGCCUUGGUCGUCAGACCAUACAACAGUUUGCACGACGAGACCGAGGAAGUCCCAGUGGCCAAAGACACCAUCAUUUCUAGGUGUCGUCGGUGCCGGGGCUACAUCAAUCCUUUUGUCUCCUUGACAGAGGGUGGCAGGAGAUGGAGAUGUAACUUCUGUAACUUGCAGAACGACAUCCCCACAGCUUUUGACUUUGACGAGUCAACACAAAAGCCAACCAACCGCUACGAGAGGGUAGAGUUGAACCAUGCGGUCACUGAGUUUGUUGCGCCCAAGGAGUACAUGGCCAGAACUCCUCAGCCAAUAGUUUACACUUUCAUUAUCGACGUGUCUUCGGAGGCAAUUAACUCGGGAUUGACUUCCACUGUUGCGAGAACUAUCUUAGAGAGCUUGGACAGAAUCCCAAAUGAGAAUAAGACUGCAAGAGUCUUUUUCAUUGGUGUCGACUCGUCUUUGCACUACUUCAGAUUCAAAGAGGGGUUGGACGAUGCUCCCGAAAUGCUAAUUGUUUCGGACAUCGAUGACCCUUUCUUGCCAUCUCCCGAGGGCUUAUUGGUCAACUUAGAAGAGAACAGAAGGUCGGUUGAAAAGUUGUUGCUUGAUUUCCCUGCCUACUUCGAAGGUACUGCAAACAAGCAUUUCGCAUUGGGCCCCGCUUUGAGAGCUGGCCACAAGAUGAUCUCAAGCAUUGGUGGAAAAUUAAUAGUGUUUUCCUCCAGCUUGCCAAGUAUCGGAGAGGGCAAAUUGGCGACCAGAGACGAAGGCGCACACUCAGGAAAGCCAAAGGAAUCUCAAGCCUUGUUGAACGCUGCAGACUCCUUUUACAAGUCUUUUGCAGUCGAAUGUAAUUCAGCUCAAGUAACAAUUGAUUUGUUUUUGACGGGCUCCAAGUACCAGGAUGUGGCAACCUUGUCCAACUUACCUCGCUAUACCGCUGGUCAAACCCACUUCUAUCCUUCGUGGUUGUGCACGAAGAUAGAGGAUGUCAACAAAUUGUCCAAGGAAAUCAGCGAGCAUUUGUCUAUGGAUAUUGCGUUGGAGGCUGUGUUAAGAGUCAGAUGCUCCACAGGCUUCCGGAUGAGCGGAUUCUUUGGAAACUUUUUCAACAGAUCAUCCGACUUGUGCUCAUUCCCAACAUUUCCUCGGGAUCAGAGUUACGUGAUCGAAGUCAGUAUAGAGGAGACUAUCGUGAAGCCGAUGGUGUAUUUCCAAGCCGCCGUCCUACAUUCUACAUGCUUUGGUGAGAGAAGGAUCAGGGUCAUGAACUUGGCGAUCCCCACCUCAUCGAAAUUGGAUGACAUUUAUGCAUCAGCAGACCAAUUGGCCAUUACAAACUAUUUCACGCACAGAGCCAUUGAGAAAGGUUUAUCCAGCUCGUUAUCUGCUGCUAGGGAUUAUUUGACCAGGUCCUUGGUAGAAAUUUUGAACGUUUACAGAAAAGAUUUGGUCCCCGGGAAUGUUACCGGUUCAUCACCCCUUCUAUUAUCCACAAAUUUAAGAAUGCUUCCAUUGUUAUUAUUUUCGUUGACAAAGCAUUUGGGUUUCAGAGAGCAAAGAGUUCCUGCCGAUCACAGAGCUAUUGCCUUAAACAAUUUGGGGUCUUUGCCCCUCCCUCAGUUGAUCAAGACUAUUUACCCGACAGUCUACUCUUUACAUAGCAUGCCAGACGAAUGUGGGUUACCCGAGGAAAUUGUGCAAGUGAACGAGGUAACAGGCGAAAAAGAAGUUUUCACAAGCACUGAGAUUUUGUUACCCGACCCUAUCAAUGAUACGAAGGCAUCCUGGGAAACUUAUGGUCUUUACUUGAUGGAUAAUGGCUCUGAAUUGUUCUUGUGGGUUUCAGGUGAUGUGGUACCAGGUCUCGUCGAAGAUUUGUUUGGUACCGAUAACUUGUAUUCUAUUCAAACGGGAAAGACGGAAUUACCUGAAUUUUCAUUCGAAGAAUCUCAAUUUAACUUUAAGGUUCGCCAAAUUAUCGGCAAGAUCAGGGAGCAAAAAGAUUCGAUUUUGUGGAAGAGUUUAUACAUCAUCAUUGGAGGUUCCUCUAUUGAACCAAUGGAAAUGACUCAGCAGCGUGACUUGAUGGCCUUGCGCUUAUGGGCGUUGAGUUGCUUGGUGGAAGACAAAUCUCAAUUCGAGCAAGGUUACAGAGAGUUCUUGGCCACCUUGAGGGCAAAAAUUACUGUUUAA